AUGGAGAAACAGCAUCAGUUGCGUUCCAUUCAACAAGAUAAAGCCCGCACAGAUAUCCUGGCCAAACUAGGCGAAAACUCAAUUUUAAGUACUCAAGAUUGGGCAAUGAAAUUUUUGCAGCAAAAGUACAGAGAAACCCAGACGGACUGGUUCGGGAAGAGGGGAAUAUCAUGGUACAUUAGUGUUGUUGUAAGGUGGCUGGCAGAUGGUAAACUGCAGCAUCAAGUAUUUGUCCAUAUUGUAGAAAACUGUAGCCAAGAUACUGACGUGGUCAUACCCAUCAUGCAACACACCCUGACAGAGCUAAAGAAGGAGAACCCAAAUAUAACCUCCGCUGCAUAUUGCCAAGACAACGCCGGUUGCUACCACAGCGGCCCCAUGUUGGCAGCCUGUUGCCUUAUGGAGGAAACCACUGGUAUAACAGUUCACCAGGUUGAUUUCAGCGAUCCACAGGGUGGUAAAGGCGCAUGCAAUCGCAAAGCUGCCACAAUUAAAUGUCAUGUAUGUUCGUCGUUACAUCAACGAAGGUCAUGAUGCUGUCAAUGCAACGCAACUAAGAGAUGCCAUUUUAUCUAACGGCAGAGUAAGUGGUGUACGAGUAGCACUGGUGGAUGCAGGAGGAAUCAAGCAUUUGGAACCCAUAAAAAUAGUUGGCAUAAGCACGCUGAAUAAGUUCAUAAUCGAUAACAGUAUAGAGAGCAUACGACAUAGGAAAAGGGAAAAUCAUACCCUGGGCCAAUUUAAAUGGUAAAUAAAUGUCCACCACAGUUAUAAUUACAAAUAAUUAUGAUUGUGAUCAUGAUCAUGACGAUAAUAAUGGUAUUGGUCAUGGUGACGCUGACUUAUUUUAUAUGCAAUUUUGAUAUUUUUAGUGCCUGGCAGCUUCUGCACUUCUACCUUUAACUGUGGGUUCUCAGCUGGAGAUUUUGUGGAUAUCACUCCAACUAGACGCACAAAAACCGACAAGGUGGUUGACAGAGACGCCGAUGAUGAUGACAAUGAAAAUGAGGUUUAUGGAGACAGGAAAGAGAAGUUGCCAGAACUGUUUAGCUGUCCCACUGAGGGGUGUAUCAAGAAUUACCAUCGAUAUUCAUCCCUUGAAAGCCAUUUGGAAUACGGAGUAUGCAAGCUGCAGCUGGAAAGACAAAGCCUUCUCGACAAGGCCAAGGCUGUGUAUGUGGAAAAACUAUUGCACGGAGCUGGAGAACAGCCUGUGAUGAAAAGUUCUGAUACUCUUCUUGACAACCGAAACGACAUGCUGCCUCAGGGGUGGGCACUAAGAACCACUAAAUCUAGCAAGCGCUUUAACGAGAGGCAGAAAUCCUACCUUAAUGAGAAGUUUAACAUUGGCAAUGAGACGGGGCACAAACGUAGGCGUUUUACCUUGAAUGAGUUCCUGACCCCCCAGCAGAUACAAUCAUAUUUCUCUCGAAAGGCGUCAAAGCAAAAAAAGGGGCAAGUACAGCCAGUGGACAGACCUGAAGACAGA
This is a messenger RNA of Paramuricea clavata, 1489 nucleotides long. The record is from the annotation of a GenBank genome assembly. NCBI's taxonomy places the organism in Eukaryota, Metazoa, Cnidaria, Anthozoa, Malacalcyonacea, Plexauridae.